Arctia plantaginis is the source of this 1731-nucleotide messenger RNA. The record is from the annotation of a GenBank genome assembly. Lineage: Eukaryota; Metazoa; Arthropoda; Insecta; Lepidoptera; Erebidae.
AUGUUCCACAUUGAGCACCAAGCCAAUAUAUCUAUUGCUGGCGCAUUCUUGGUGCCAUACUGCAUCAUGCUGGUGGUGGGAGGUAUCCCGCUUUUCUACAUGGAGUUGGCGUUGGGUCAGUUCCAUCGAAAAGGCGCCAUCACCUGCUGGGGGAGGCUAGUGCCUCUGUUUAAAGGUAUUGGUUAUGCAGUGGUUCUGAUAGCAUUCUACGUGGACUUCUAUUAUAAUGUCAUUAUCGCUUGGGCGCUCCGCUUCUUCUUCGCUUCUUUCACCACCAUGCUACCCUGGACUAAUUGUAACAACGAGUGGAAUACACCCUCUUGCAGAGAUUUUGGUAUGGAGGCUAAUAGGUCUCGAAUACGUAAUAACAGCUCUGCUGCAUACCCUGCAUUACAUCAAGCCACGCCAUUUACUUCCCCUGCCUCGGAGUACUUCAACCGAGCGAUCUUAGAGCUGCAGGGAAGCAAGGGUCUGCACGACUUGGGAUCCAUAAAAUGGGACAUGGCUCUGUGCUUGCUUGCUGUCUACAUCAUCUGUUACUUUUCCUUGUGGAAAGGCAUCAGCACUUCUGGCAAAGUGGUCUGGUUUACGGCUCUUUUUCCAUACGCAGUACUCCUGAUUCUUUUGGUUCGUGGUAUAACACUCCCUGGCUCUGCUACCGGCAUUCAAUACUAUCUUAGUCCUAACUUUGAAGCUAUAACACAACCUCAGGUUUGGGUGGACGCAGCUACUCAAGUUUUCUUUUCUCUGGGCCCUGGAUUCGGAGUGCUCUUGGCCUAUGCGUCUUACAAUAAGUACCAUAACAACGUGUAUAAAGACGCCAUACUUACAAGUGUAAUCAAUUCUGCAACAUCCUUCGUGGCCGGUUUUGUGAUCUUUAGCGUGCUUGGCUACAUGGCACAUACUUCAGGCAAACAGGUCCAAGACGUUGCUACUGAAGGUCCAGGACUUGUAUUUGUAGUGUACCCAGCAGCUAUCGCCACUAUGCCAGGAUCCACGUUUUGGGCGCUAAUUUUCUUCAUGAUGCUGCUGACACUUGGUUUGGAUAGUUCGUUUGGGGGUUCUGAAGCUAUUAUAACAGCUUUAAGCGACGAGUUUCCUCCAAUUGGUCGGCACCGGGAGUUGUUUGUGGCGUGCUUGUUCACGCUUUACUUCUUCGUUGGAUUGGCUUCAUGCACCAAGGGCGGUUUCUACUUCUUCCAAUUGCUUGAUAGGUAUGCUGCUGGGUAUUCUAUACUGAUCGCUGUAUUCUUCGAGGCUAUUGCUGUUUCUUGGAUCUAUGGUACUGAACGUUUCUGUGAGGACAUACGCGAUAUGAUCGGUUUCCGGCCUGGUCUUUACUGGCGAGUUUGCUGGCGUUUUGCAGCCCCUGCUUUCUUACUCUUUAUAACGGUUUACGGUUUAUUGGACUACGAACCUUUGCAAUACGAGGAUUAUGUGUAUCCUGGCUGGGCGAAUGCUCUUGGAUGGGCUAUAGCUGGAUCCAGUGUUCUCUGUAUACCCACUGUCGCUAUAUUCAAGCUGCUAACCACUAAAGGAACAUUUUUGGAGCGUCUACGUAUCCUGACCACACCAUACGCUGAUACGGAAGGAAACGGCACCGUUCACAAUGGCAUGGUUGUCUCGGAGAGCGGCGGAGUCAGGUUGGCAUCUGCAGUGCACACCCCCACAACCCCACAGCAGCCUCCAGCUGCCACUCCAACUCUCGCUUCAGCCCCUGCACUCGUCUGA